GCCUGGAGAUUGGGUUUAUGAAGCAGAGGACGUGUCCUUUAACCUGAGUGCGGCCCAUCGCUGCUUGGAAGAGACCAGGAGAGCCAGCCAGUGGGAGCCGUCGGCCCUCUACGCCUGCCAUCUCCCCACCGAGGUACCGAUGCCCAGCUUGUUCCGCACCCUGGGUGCCCGUGGCCCGUGCUCAGCGAGGAUGUCUCUCCUUGCCUCCAGGUCCUGCAACAGCUUCAGCAAGCCCGUUUGCUACUACCAAGAGCCGCCCGGGUCCCAAAUCCCGGGGCUUGACGAUCCGUUGCAUGCAGUGGCUUCCCAACUUCUGUCAAGACUCGUCAGCCUCUCAAUGCCGAACCUUUACCUCGGCACAGGUCCCCUUGGACCGUCGUCAGGCCUUGGGGGGGGUGUCUACGAUGAAAUCAUGACUCAUUUGAGUGCCUCGAACAUUGACAUUGCAGUCAUUCAAGAGAGUAAAUGGAGUGAGUGCAUGGAAUACACCAGCGGAGCCUGGCACCUCCAUGUCAUAGCCAUCUAUCAGAAGACUCAUGUGGUCAGUGACAAAAACACUCCGGUGCAACGACAACAGGCUUGGCAAGCUCUUCACAAGUGCCUCAGUCGCGUGCCAGCCCGAGACUCAAUAGUGCUGACGGGGGACUUUAAUACGCCCUUGGCGUGCUUGCCGCCUUAUGUUGGCCCCUUUGUCGGGGCACCACUGAGUCAUCCGCCGGAUGACGUCUCGAGCCUGGAGGUUCUGAUGCAAACCUUUCGCCUCACGGCAUUGAACACCUGGUACCCCAACCCGGGAGGAGUACAUACUUUCUCCUUUGGCAAGGCCAAAUCACAGAUUGAUUAUAUCAUGGUGAGGCUUAGUGAGGCCAGCACAUCGGCCCGUCAGGUACGAACCAUGCAUCAAUUCCAGGUGGGCGCUGCCCGCAAAGGCCACCGCCCGGUGCCCUGCAUUGAUCAGGAGGCUCUUCUGAGUGCCCUUGACCACCCUAAUAAGGCCGAUAACCUGCAGAAAAUUGCCGAGAUCAGGCGAGCGGUUGCCACUCAUGUCGCUCAUCACUCUGACCUUCGAGGCGUCCAGGCCCUACAUCAAGUCCUUCAUGAUGCCUGCUGCAAUGUUUUCCCCGCAAGUAGAGCCUCGACGACCACUCGUGCUCCACCUUGGCAGCAACCUCAGGUCCAAGCUGGUAUCCGCAACCUCUGGUACAAAUGGCGUGCCUUCAAACAGGUCCGCAAGCAUGGCCUUAGAGGAUGGUUUCAGGCUUGGAGAGCUUGGAAAGACUUUGACUGGCACUACAGAGCACAUCAAAAACGUUGCAAACAGGCCAGGCGUGCUAUACUGCUGCAGGCCAUGCAUGAAGCCGAGCAACAUGCCAAGGUCCACAACUCGAGAGGCAUCUAUCAGAUCCUCAAACGCCUUGCACCGAAACAGGCCCGGCGUCGUAUGCAGCUUCGCGGUGCUGAAGGACAAAUGCUUGAGCCAUGCGCUGAGCUGGAUCUUCUUGAGCAGCACUUUUCUCGGCGAUUCACUGCCACCCAACAGGCCGAUGUUGAUCUGGCCUCCCACACCUGGGAGGGCCAAGGCGACCUUGUACUGGAUGUUACCACAGUCUGCCGGUACAUACAGCAGGUUCCACGUCGGAAAGCUGUGCCGCAAGGGCACCCUCCCAGUGCCUCCUGGCGCAUGUGUGCCGACCUGAUCUCACCUUGGCUCUGCAAAGUUGUCCUUGAUGCGUGGUCCACUCCUCACCUCGAGGUGCCCAGGGCCUGGACGGAUGUUGACCUGGCCUUAGUUCCCAAGCCAGAUAAACCAGGUAAAAAGUUCCUGGGAGCUCUCUUGCAGCCAUAUGUGCCGGGCAUUGUUGAGCAGAUUAAGACCUUCCCUCAGUUUGCCUACCAGCAAGGAACAAAGCCUGUUCCCUUAUAUGGUGCUCUCAUGAUUACGGUCGAUCUUGCCCAGCUUGGAGCAGCCACGGUUCUCAGGGUCCUGACUAUCUUUGCGGAUGACUAUCAUUUGGCAGACUCCUUCACCUCCAUGGCGGAGCUUGAGGUCUCUGACCAGAAAUCCAAGGCGAUAAUGGUCCUCCGAGGUGGUGCCCUCAAUAUCCCGCUAACUGACUGCUUCACUUACCUUGGGGCCCGUGUGAGCUAUGCGAACUUUGAGAGACAGACUCUUGACUGGCGACUCACCAAAGGUGAAGCAGCAUUCCAGCGCCUAGGCUUGACACCCUGGGGCACUCGUGUUCUCGAGACCUUUGUGGUGCGGCAGCUCAGGGCCAUCUUAUGCUACGACACCUGCUUCAAGCCGAAGGCGAUCGAAUUUCUCAAGCUCCUCUGGACCCCCUGGUCUGUCACAGCCAGCAUCCUUGCACUUGACCCCAGCCAGUGUGAGAUGAAUCCCGAGCAGGAGCAUCGGGAGCUCUUCGGACCCCUGGUGACGAGCCAGGCUGCAGCAUUCGGGACCGCUCUGUUGGACUCAGGAGGGCAUCGCCCGAGGGGGGGGCCGAAAGGGGACAAGCAACAGUCCCUUGUCAAAGCCAUGGCCAGGCUUGUGCUACGUCAAGAGACCAACCUGCAGGUGCUGAAGCAGAACUCGGCUUGGGAUGUCUACCUGCAGCCGGGGCCGCAAGGACCGCUGCCCAUGCUGUUCCGAGCCUCGGAAACAUAUCGCUCCGAAGCCAAGUCCAGAAGGAUGGACUGCCCGCUUCGGGCCCAGUUGCUUCACACCCUGUUCCAGACGGUGCUGACUUGCAUUCAGAAUAUCAAGGACAGUGCAGCACAGACCCAGGCGGCACAGCAAAGGGGUUGGCUGACCCCGGAGGGACGUUGGGUGUACCAACAAUGGGAUCCACAAGCCCAGGCCUUGAUCGUGGACGGGAACUGCCCUCCUCUCGAGAAUCAGGAAUUGCUUACCCUGCUCCAUGCCAUGGCCCAGGCUGUUCUACGAAAGGAUGUGGUCCAUCGAUUCAACGCUACGCACCAGCUGGCAGCAGACCCCAGGGGCACGACUCGCUUCAUGCUGGAGAUUGGGCUCCGGGCCGACGGCGUGAUGGAUGUCUGGAAAGGUUUGGAAGCCCUUCAGGGGCUUGCAGCCCUGCAAAUCGUGGGGAUGCAGCUGAGGAGAGAUGGACUUCGACGAUCCAAUUUGGCGGAGGACAUUCAGCGGAUGCUGGGCGAACUCUAG
This is a messenger RNA of Symbiodinium necroappetens, 3181 nucleotides long. NCBI's taxonomy places the organism in Eukaryota, Dinophyceae, Suessiales, Symbiodiniaceae. The record is from the annotation of a GenBank genome assembly.